Mytilus trossulus (common blue mussel) is the source of this 2559-nucleotide messenger RNA. RefSeq names its product nose resistant to fluoxetine protein 6-like. The coding region runs from base 100 to 2442 and encodes 780 amino acids. The record is from RefSeq and is a predicted model, not a curated record. Gene Ontology annotation, molecular function: acyltransferase activity, transferring groups other than amino-acyl groups. Lineage: Eukaryota; Metazoa; Mollusca; Bivalvia; Mytilida; Mytilidae. The transcript has 15 exons.
ACGCUGACCGUUAAAUAUUUCAUAAAUAGGUUAACCAUUUUUAAAACACAUGUGUUUAUGAUGCUUUAACAUAUGAAAGGAGAAUAAAAAUUCAUGUAGAUGCUUACUAUGAAAUAUCUUGGAUUUACAUGCAUUCUGCUGUUGCUUUUAAACGAUUGUUCUGCGAAUAACGACACAACAAAACUAAGUUUAGCAGAUAUAGUUAAAAAUGUGGCUCUUGCAUUCAAGAAAAUAAAGAAUAACAACGAUACUGUACCCAUUACAGAUGAUAUAACGGACAAUUACGAUGAUAUGUUGACCAAUGUCAGGUCUGCUUUUGAAGCAGUGAAUAAAGUCGAGAAUGUGUCGGAAUUUAUUCAAACAAACGCACAAUUAAAUGAUGUGUUAGCGAAGUUUGAUGUGCAAGAAAUCUUAUCAUCAAUUACAAACAAUGCAAAUGUCAUAGAUCUCAGCAAUUUAAUGAAAAAGAAUGAUCCAUCAAACAAAAGUUCUUCGAGAUGUUUAAAUGAUACCAGUAGCAUUGUUCCUGGAGUGGAAAAAUCGAAAGAUUGGGCCUUACGAAUGAUUGAUGCUAAUGGAAAGCCUCCAUCGGGACUGUUGAACUUUAUUUUAACCUGGGAAGGAGAUUAUGAAGAAUGUCUUCGUAUUACAGCCGAAACGUUUAAAGGACAAUACUGUCUAGGUUCUUUUUUGAUCACAGGAAUUCCAAACCCGGUAACACAAGCGGAUGGAGUAUCAGUUAAAAUUGGAAUGUGUAUACCUGAUACUUGUACGAAAGAAGAAGAACUUGUUAUGUUAAAUGCAGUCGUCCCUAAAUUGACCAACAACCGAAUAUAUGCUUAUGACUUAACGUGUCAGGAACCAGGUCGUAAACUCGAUACCAGAGCUAUAGCCCUAAUUUCAGUUUGUGCUGUCUUUGUUGUUGUUAUGACAAUCGCAACAGUCUUUGACAUAAUCACAAGACAAAUGUUCAAACGCAACAAGACAAGUAAAUAUACGGUUAAUUCAUCAACUAAUGAAACACAAGAGACAGAUGCAAUAAAAGGUGAAGCCUACUCAAAAAACGCAGAUAUUCCUGUAGUCUUUAGUACAAAAGAACAAAGUAACAAGGAGGAAGAAAAAACAACCAUUGAGCACGGGAUCCUUGGACAAUUACUGUUAUCCUUUUCCGUAUACACAAAUGGUUCCAAGAUUCUAAGCACCCACCAAUCAGCUGGGACUUUAACAGCUAUCAAUGGUAUCAGAUUCAUUAGUAUGACCUGGAUAAUACUGGGUCAUACAUUUGUCUUUGGAUUUAUGCAGGGGAGCGUAGAAAAUAUUGCCACGAUGUUUCCAACGUAUAUAAAGAGGCUCUCAUUUAUGGCUGUCAUGAAUGCCCUUGUUGCUGUAGAUACGUUCUUUGCGCUCAGUGGUCUUCUUUUAACCUAUUUAACUCUGAAACAGAUGAAGAAAAGCAAAGGAAAGAUUAACUGGUUCCUAUUCUAUUUUCAUCGGUUUUGGAGAUUGACCCCUCCCUACAUGUUGAUUAUGGGGAUUUACAUAGCAGUAUUUCCGUACAUUGGAAACGGACCUUUCUGGCCCAAGGAUGGCUUCGAGAAAAACUACUGUAAAAACACGUGGUGGUGGAAUCUAUUAUACAUUAAUAACUUCAAACCAGUUAAGGAAGAGUGUUUUGCCUGGACCUGGUAUUUAGCUAAUGAUAUGCAGUUUUAUGUAAUCAGUCCAAUCAUUAUCCUACCUCUUUACUUUUCGAAGAUAGCAGGCACAAUUGUUAUAAGCAUCUUUUUGCUUGCAACAUCAAUAACAUCAGGGAUUGUAUCUAAGCAUUUUGAACUAGGAGUUUCCACAUUUGGAAAAAAUGGUGGCGCACAUUUUGACGAAUACUAUCAGAAACCGUAUUGUCGAAUGGGACCUUAUCUUCUAGGCAUGUACACAGGUUAUCUCCUGUAUAAAUGCAACUGUAAAUGUCGUAUUAACAGGUACCUGAACUUCUUGCUGUGGAUAGUAUUUUCCAUAAUUGCUGUUCUGGUACUGUAUGGAGUGUAUGGAAACUACAACGAUAAUCCAAUGUCUGAAGAUGUUACUGCUCUUUACAACGCGGUCCACAGAUCUGCAUGGGGUGCUGCCAUCUGUUGGGUAAUAUUUGCGUGUGCUACGGGAAAUGGUGGCUUUAUCAAUACUGUACUCUCCUGGAAGAUGUUUAUACCCUUUAGUAGACUGACGUUUUGUGCCUAUCUUUUACAUCCCGUGGUACAGUUUUACUAUUAUGGAUCCAAGAAGAAGAUGACAUAUUGGGAUGACCACCAGACGAUAUAUGAGUUUCUUGCACACGUGGUAUUGUCAUUUGCGGUUGCAUUUAUCGCCUCACUUGCAUUUGAAUCACCAAUGAUGGGGCUAGAAAAGGUCAUUUUCAGACGAGAAAGGAAGAAACGUGCACUUUAAUCCUACGCUGUUACAUUGUAAAUACGUUUUACCACAUAUGAGUACAUUUUGCAUAUACAAACGUUUUAUACAUUUUGAUAUACAUACAUAUAUAUGACUGAUUUUCAAUAUUUUUAA